CGCUUUGUUACUUUUCUCUUUUCCUUGCUCUGCUCUGGAACUUUUUAGCACUUCUCGCCAGUUUUCCUAUCGACAGAUAGGUCAGCUGCCUCCGGCAAAUACCUGAAAACACAGCGUCAUCCCCGCCAAAAGCUUAUAUAUAAUCGACACGGGGCCCCUGCCAUACGCACACUCAGCGGCGGGUACUGCUCCCCUCCCACCUCUUCCUCCAGCCUCCCGAAUUGCGAUCCACCUCAUUGAAGACCACCAAUUUUAAUCCCCAAUGCUUCUCGCGCUAAACCCUAAAUCUCAGUAGAGUCCGUCCACAAAGAGGCUAAGGUGUCAUGCUCGGACACGCGGUGGUUGCGUUGCCCGUGUUCCGUUCGUGCAAAUAACUGCGGUUGUAGAGUUUUUCAGGUGAAAUAGGGAGGCAGUUCCUACAAAAUCGAAUUUCUGAGCAGCUGUGUCGAGGUAUUUGGGGGGUUUUGUCUUCGGCGGGCGGGGCCGGGGGAAGCAGAGGCACAGGGGCAAGCCCAGCAGGGAAAUGUGGGAUGUGGCCGUGGCUGGAGAAGAUUGCGUCCGCGUGCUGGGACCGGGUCCGGAGGUACACGCUUACGAGGAGGGAUGAGGAAGACGGCGGCGGCAGCGGGAGCGGGAGCGGCGCCGACGCCGUCGACGACGACCUGCUGUGGUCGCGGGACCUCGCGCGGCACGCGGCGGGCGAGUUCUCCUUCGCCGUGGUGCAGGCCAACGAGGUGCUGGAGGACCACAGCCAGGUCGAGACGGGCGCCGCCGCCACCUUCGUCGGCGUCUAUGACGGCCACGGCGGCGCGGAGGCGUCUCGUUUCAUAUCGAACCACCUCUCCGCACACCUCGUCCGUAUUGCCCAACAAAGUGGAACAAUAUCUGAGGAUGUUGUUCGAAAUGCCUUUUCUGCUACAGAGGAAGGUUUCUUGUCACUUGUGCGUAGGACACAUUUAAUAAAACCUUCUAUUGCUUCUAUCGGAUCUUGUUGCCUAGUUGGUGUCAUAUGGAGAAAAACUCUGUACCUGGCCAAUCUUGGUGAUUCUCGGGCAGUCGUUGGUUGUUUAACUGGAGCAAACAAGAUUGUUGCCGAGCAGCUAACAAGAGACCACAACGCAAGCUUGGAGGAAGUGAGGCAGGAACUUAGAUCUCUUCACCCUGAUGAUUCACAAAUUGUUGUUCUUAAGAAUGGUGUUUGGCGCAUCAAAGGCAUUAUACAGGUUUCAAGGUCUAUAGGUGAUGCAUACUUAAAGAAGAAAGAAUUUGCUAUUGAUCCAUCCAUAACUCGAUUCCACCUCUCCGAGCCUCUGCGCCGACCUGUCCUAACGUCAGAGCCAUCUGUAUGCACAAGAGUUCUUCGGUCACAAGAUAGUUUUGUUAUCUUUGCAUCUGAUGGAUUGUGGGAGCACCUGACAAACCAGCAAGCAGUCGAAAUUGUGUACAACAAUCCACGAGAAGGUAUUGCAAGGAGGCUCGUAAAAGCAGCUUUGAAAGAAGCUGCACGGAAGAGGGAAAUGAGGUACAAUGAUAUCGCGAAACUUGAGAAAGGAGUCCGUCGAUUCUUCCAUGAUGACAUCACAGUUGUUGUUGUUUUCAUUGAUCAUGAGCUACUGCAGGAGGGGAAUGCUUCUGCGCCUGAACUUUCAGUUCGUGGGUUUGUUGAGUCAGGAGGCCCCUCCAGCUUUUCAGGGUUAAAUAGCAUGUCUUGAUAUACUAACCUAGGUGAUCUUGCUGGCUGCUAUUCUAGUGUGAUCUUACAUUUGCACUCUGAAGUCUUGUCUUCGUUCUGUUCUUGAAUAGUCACAAUACUUUAACGAACGGAUAUUAACUUGAUGCUGCCUUGGAAUUGCCAUACAAUUCUUAGUAAUGUCCGGCUACAGUGCUUAUCUGCUCCCCUAAGGACAACGUGCUGUUAGCUCGAUGACCGUUCGACAAUAAUUGCUUAUCAGUAAAGAUAUGGUAUUUUGAACUUUA
Molecule: messenger RNA, 1977 nt
Organism: Brachypodium distachyon (stiff brome)
Lineage: Eukaryota; Viridiplantae; Streptophyta; Magnoliopsida; Poales; Poaceae
Product: probable protein phosphatase 2C 43
Exons: 5
Coding region: 531-1712 (393 amino acids)
Biological process (GO): protein dephosphorylation
Molecular function (GO): cation binding; protein serine/threonine phosphatase activity
Source: RefSeq, a predicted model, not a curated record